Molecule: messenger RNA, 2430 nt
Organism: Ananas comosus (pineapple)
Lineage: Eukaryota; Viridiplantae; Streptophyta; Magnoliopsida; Poales; Bromeliaceae
Product: calcium-dependent protein kinase 28-like
Exons: 7
Coding region: 486-1991 (501 amino acids)
Biological process (GO): peptidyl-serine phosphorylation; intracellular signal transduction; protein autophosphorylation
Cellular component (GO): cytoplasm; nucleus
Molecular function (GO): ATP binding; calcium ion binding; calcium/calmodulin-dependent protein kinase activity
Source: RefSeq, a predicted model, not a curated record
AUAAAAUACCACUCUUUACUAGAAAUAAAUGGAUCAAAAAAUGAAACUUCCUCUCAUCUUCUUCUUUCCACCAAUGGCAAUAGCAAUCCCCAUCUCCUCCUCCUCUCCUUCCUCUUCUUCUUCGUCUUCUACUUUUACGACUUCGUCUUCUUCAGUUUGUUGACCCCACUUAUUCUCUGCUCGGUGGUCGUCUCCCUCCUCCUUCUUUUCCUCCUCUCCUUCACCAGAAGCGCCUUCCACCAUGGCUCCUCUCCACGACCCCCACUCCCCAUCUUAGCUGUUCCCACCCCUUCCCCACUUUUUUUUUUCCGUCAAAACCCCAUCCUUUGUAAUGUGAAGAAGAUCUCAGUUCCUACCCACCGAACGCAAGUCCUCAAACACUUUGCCUACGAAUCACAAAACCCACAUCCAAAAUCGGAUUUUUAGCCAAAAUCUCUGCGAAAUCCCCAUAAAGGAGGCGCCUUUCUCGGAUUCGGAGUAGACCCAUGAACCAGUCGGGCCCCCCCCACCCUCCCCCUUCUUCUUCUUCUUCUUCUUCCUCCAAACCCUCCUCCGUUCUCCCCUACAAAACCCCCAAUUUGAGAGACCGUUACCGCAUCGGGAAGAAGCUGGGGCAGGGCCAGUUCGGGACGACGUACCUCUGCGUCGACAAAUCCGAUGGCGCCGAGUACGCGUGCAAAUCCAUCCCCAAGCGCAAGCUCCUGUGCCGCGAGGACUACGAGGACGUGUGGCGCGAGAUCCAAAUCAUGCACCAUUUGUCCGAGCACCCCAACGUGGUGCGCAUCAGGGGCGCCUACGAGGACGCCCUGUUCGUGCACCUCGUCAUGGAGCUGUGCGCCGGUGGGGAGCUCUUCGACCGGAUCAUACAGAAGGGCCACUACAGCGAGCGCAAGGCGGCGCAUCUCAUCCGCACCAUCAUCGGCGUCGUCGAGGCCUGCCACUCCCUCGGCGUCAUGCACCGAGACCUCAAGCCCGAGAACUUCCUCUUCGCCAGCGCCGACGAGGACGCCGCCCUCAAGGCCACUGAUUUCGGCCUCUCCGUGUUCUACAAGCCCGGUGAUACAUUCUCUGAUGUAGUUGGGAGUCCUUAUUAUGUUGCGCCUGAGGUACUUCGAAAAUGCUAUGGCCCAGAAGCAGAUGUUUGGAGUGCUGGGGUCAUUUUAUACAUUUUACUAAGUGGAGUUCCACCUUUUUGGGCAGAAACUGAAGCGGGAAUCUUCAGACAGAUUUUACAAGGGCGUCUUGAUUUUGAGUCCGAGCCGUGGCCUGGAAUCUCCGAUAGUGCUAAAGACCUCAUUCGGAAUAUGCUAAAUAGGGAUCCAAAGAAGAGAUUUACAGCUCAUGAUGUCUUAUGUGACCCGUGGAUUGUUGAUGAUACAGUGGCGCCUGAUAGACCUCUUGAUUCUGCUGUUUUAUCACGGCUGAAGCAGUUCUCGGCGAUGAACAAACUAAAGAAGAUGGCUUUGCGGGUGAUCGCAGAAAGCCUCUCGGAGGAAGAGAUUGGUGGCCUUAGAGAGUUGUUCAAAAUGAUCGACACAGACAACAGUGGGACAAUAACAUUUGAUGAACUGAAGGAUGGCAUGAGAAGAGUGGGUUCAGAACUGAUGGAGUCUGAAAUACAGGCUCUCAUGGAUGCGGCUGAUAUUGACAACAGUGGCACUAUUGACUAUGGAGAAUUCCUCGCUGCUACUGUACACAUGAAUAAGUUGGAGAGGGAGGAAAACUUACAUUCGGCCUUCUCAUACUUUGACAAGGAUGGGAGCGGUUAUAUAACCAUCGAUGAACUCUCACAAGCAUGCCGAGAAUUCGGCCUCACUGAUGUCCAUCUGGAAGAGAUGAUCAAAGAAAUUGAUCAGGAUAAUGAUGGACAAAUCGAUUACAGCGAGUUUGCGGCGAUGAUGAGAAAGGGCAAUGGUGGAGUAGGAAGGAGGACGAUGAGAAACAACUUGCAUGUUAAUUUGGGUGAUGUCUUUAAGACCGGAGAACACUAACACAUACUAGACGGCUUUUGAAUUGAGAUUUACCUCUAGCAGUAUAAUGGAUCAGGUUCGCAGGAAGCAAAGAUUGAGACCCAUUUUCCUACUGCCCUAUGGUUAAUUUCGAGGGAAGUUGCACUUGGGAGGAACUUCAUAUAGAGAGACGUCUUGUAGUCGACUUUAGUGAUUGGAAUGAAUUAAUUGCAUACAUGAACUUAACCUUUAUCAGUUUAUAAAGGUUUUUGUGUUUUUAUUGCUUGGAUCCUAUGUUUGUCUAGGAAUUGUGGACUCGAGUAUCGCAUCUGGCUGUGACUAUCAUCUGUGUCCCACAUGAGCUAUGGACUUCUAUGAGUGCCUUGUCCCCUUUUGAGGCAUUUUGUAUAGAAAUUCAUGCUUAUUUAAUAUCCUAAACAGUGAUAAUUGACAAAGUCAGAUCUGAGAUUAAGCUUCUUAU